Anopheles maculipalpis is the source of this 459-nucleotide messenger RNA. RefSeq lists its product as uncharacterized. The transcript has a single exon. Lineage: Eukaryota; Metazoa; Arthropoda; Insecta; Diptera; Culicidae. The record is from RefSeq and is a predicted model, not a curated record. Bases 1 to 459 code for a protein of 152 amino acids.
AUGAUCUUCGUACGAUCGAUAAUUCCGUUGCUGUUAGCUGGUACAUUGCUCGCCCCUCUCUCACGCGGGUUGGAGUGCUAUAGUUGCAGCACCGACAACGACGAUCUGGACUGUGAUAAUGUCGCGACCCUGGAAAGUGUUUCCUGUACACCAUUCAGCGCCACAAACCAUCCAGUGCAACCAGUCUGUGGCUACAAACGCUUGGUUCCAAGCUCCGCCGAAACACCGGAACGUAUAUGGCGCGGAUGUGCCGUUAGUGGAGAGUGUGCACUACUGUCGCGCCAGGGCAAUGAAGCCUUUAAUUCCGUCUUCCGAAUGUCAGCAUGCGAAGAAUGCGAAGAGCAGAAUUGUAACGGACCCAAGAACGGUGGAACGAUCGUACGCCAUGAUCAUCUUGCCUGGUGGACUGUUUCCCUACUUGCAGUACUAUCGAAAAUGGGAUUACUUGCAAACAAAUAA